Synchiropus splendidus (mandarinfish) is the source of this 2664-nucleotide messenger RNA. Its product is annotated as alpha-1A adrenergic receptor. The record is from RefSeq and is a predicted model, not a curated record. NCBI's taxonomy places the organism in Eukaryota, Metazoa, Chordata, Actinopteri, Syngnathiformes, Callionymidae. The coding region runs from base 1333 to 2565 and encodes 410 amino acids. Gene Ontology annotation, biological process: G protein-coupled receptor signaling pathway. Gene Ontology annotation, molecular function: G protein-coupled receptor activity. The transcript has 2 exons. Gene Ontology annotation, cellular component: membrane.
CACGCACCAACAAAGUAGUUUGCAUCAACACUUUCGAGUUCCGUCGAUAGGAAAUGAUUUAGUUAUAAAGCGGUGGAAGGUUCAACAGGUGGGGAGGCGGCUAUGCUAACACACAAGCACUCAGACAAACUUUGGAAAGGUUUCAAACACUCACCUACACUUUUGCUCAGCUCCGGUGAGUCUGCGGGGAUAUGACAAGUCCGGCUGAGAGCCCGUCCGCCGCUGGUAACGAGCGGAAACCGUUAGAAAGUGUCGGGGAAAAUCACAAGAACCAGAAGAGUAGCCGCCGCUCGGAGCAGCAAAACAACAUGGCAGCGGAGCGCCGUGGUGCGUUCACGGACCCAAGCGAGUCGGAGGGGUGAGAGCAACUCACGGAAGCCCGCUGAUGCGUUCACGGACACGGAACAGAGGAUAGAAGUAGAACUGUGAGACCGGUGAUGAGUAGAUCAGGAUUUGAGGCAAAGCUGGAGUAACGUUUUAGUUGUUUAGUAGUGAUAGUUUUAGCUGCCGGUGGAAUCGAUGUGAGCUUGUGAGAAGUAAAUGGGAGAGGAAAGGUCAGGAGGUCAUGCUUCCAUGUGAGAUGUCGUAGCGGCUUCAGGUCUUCUCCUCUCCCAUGAUGACCUGCUCCCUCCCACCUUUCUACCCCACUAGUCGCCUGCGCGCGUGCAGCCACAGACCACAACACGUUACAAAUAAACGUGACGUCAUCCCUCUCCUGGAGUCAAACUCUUGCUCACGCACUCAGGAGGGGGCCACACAGGGGAGGUCAGGCGCACAAUCUGGGCUCUGGAAUCAUCUGGGUGGUGGAUUAAAGACGGAGGUGGUAUCGCGCUUCCAAUCUGGCCCGCGCUUUAACCUCAUGUCAUCGACGUAAAUAUUUGUGCAGAAAAAGACUCCUCCCACACCCACGCGAGGAACGACAAGGGGCGGAGUCACUGGAGGCGGAUCACUGGUUCGGGGUCGGUCCGGACUCCGGCGGAGUUGCGGUUGCUUCGCUGGAUGAAGGUCUUGGCGUUGCAGAAACUUGGCUCCUCGUCAUCGAAUCAGCGCACAGAGAACGAGUGCGAUUGAAGAACUGGCGCAGGGUCCAGCUGGGUCCGGGGUAGCUCAGUCGUCCUGAGGAGGCAGGUCGUGGUUGUGGACUGAGAAGGACCCAUGGAUCCAGAACCCACGGUUCGGAGUGGACCGGUCAGCUGAUUCUGUUUACUACAGCUGUGCCAUGAGCUUAUGACAUCAUCACUCCAGCUGGUGCACGUGAGUGUGAUUGCCACGCCAUGAUGUCACAUUACAUCACAUCUGGGAGUGGGGUGGGGCGCGGGGGAUUAGAAUGUGAUGUUGCAGCAGUUUGUCCACCAAAUGUAUUUAUCUCUGGAUAUAAUGUUAGUUACAGCAGUCCACGCUCACUCCUCACCCUUUCCCUCCAUCCACUCUCUCUCUUCAACACUUGUCCUCCUCUCUUCCUCCCUCCUAUCGUAUCUCCACUUUCUCUCUUCUCUGAUCAACAGUGACAAAGGUGCACGCUCAGCAGCUCCUGUGACCAAGAUGUCUGCUGCUAUGUGGGGCGGAAUCGAACCGCAGCAUUGCUCUCUUUGUUGCUGCACCGUGGCCAACAAGAUAGUGACGCUCGUGUUCAUGGUUCUGCUCAUCGUUGCCAUCCUGCUGGGGAACCUGCUGACCUUAGCAGUCAUCUUCUGCACCAAGCACUUCCACACCCCGCAAGGCUACCUGAAAGCCUCACUGGCGGUGGCCGACCUGGCGGUGGGCUUGUUUGUGGUGCCGCUGUCUGUUUACGCUGAAGUCUCCCUCAUGGUGAGCGACUCUGUGCCUCAGUGGACCUCCUUCAACUCCCAGAUGGUGAAGCUCCACCCUUGCAACGUGAUCGGACCCAUCUUUGCUGGCUGCACACUGGUGUCCAUCACCACCAUCUUCCUGCUGACCCUGGAGCGCUGCAUGGCCGUGCUCCUGCCCCUGCACCGGGACGCCCUCAUCACCCGCAAGAGGACCACCGUCCUUAUCAUGCUGUCAUGGGUUGGGAGCUUCUGCCUGGCGGUGGCACCGAUGGUCUUCAGCACAGAGAUUGCGCUGGAGUAUAAUGCCUGCAGCCGCAUGUGCAACUACGCACUGGGCACCAUCGGCCAGUUCCCCUCUCAGGCCUGGAACAUCCUGCUGUUGUUCCCCACCUUUGACUUCACUCUGCUGGCUGGCACCGUGGUCAUCAACAUCAUCUCGCUGUCCAGCAUCCGCCGCCACUCCAGACGUCGAAGGCACUUGGCAGAGGCCAAAGGUCACAGCAUCAACAAGCCCACCUUCUCUGACAUCAAGGCAGCGAAGACCAUCGGGACUCUGACGGUGGCCUUCACGAUGUCCUUCACACCCAUCGCCAUCUUUGUCAUCGGAAACGUCCUGGGGAACCAGUGGUGUAACUUCUCCUUCGUGGCCUUCUGGAUUCUGGCAUCCAACAGCUGCUGGAACGUCAUCAUCUACAGCGUGAGGGACCCAAAGUUCUGGCUUCGUGCCACCAAACUCCUGCAGCCCAUCCAGCGACAGGACUCAACCAAAACCUGAACUCUGUCUCGGACCCUUCAAGGUGUCGAGCUACUGACUCACAAAUCCACAUGCACAUUGAUUAAAUCACGAAUCUGUUAAGAAGAAUAAAAACAACCU